Molecule: messenger RNA, 1056 nt
Organism: Arabidopsis thaliana (thale cress)
Lineage: Eukaryota; Viridiplantae; Streptophyta; Magnoliopsida; Brassicales; Brassicaceae
Product: FBD-like domain family protein
Exons: 4
Coding region: 1-1008 (335 amino acids)
Source: RefSeq, marked reviewed
AUGAAUCUCGAUUUUGAUGACUCUAAGCGUAUGCAUUAUGGAGUGACAAAACAAGAAAGGGUUAAGAUGCUCCAACGUUUCAUAAAGCGUGUGGAUGGUAAAUUGGCUUUGUGUAAGAAUGUUCCUUUGAACAGAUUCUCCAUCAAGUGUAAAGAUGACGUUGGACCUGCUCCUGUCAUUGGUUGGAUAACCAAUGUGUUGAAACGUCGUGUAUCAGAACUUGCACUAGACAUCUCUUCAUGUUGGGAUUGGCCUAUGUCUACAGCGAUUGAUGGGUGCAAUACUAUGGUUCAGGAAUUUUGGGAGUCUUGUUCUGUAUCUAGCACAAGCCUCAAGAGACUAACGUAUCUUAAAGCGAAUUUUGAUUCGCUUGUUGAAGCUCGUCUUGAUCUUCAAAUGACACAUGAUCAGAUCCAUAAGGCCAAAUUUUCAGCGGAUGAUCCAAUCCAGCAUGAGGGGUUGGUUGGUAAUGCAACUGUUUUUUUCAUUGGAAUUUGUAAUGUUAGGUCCCUUUACUUAUCUUACAACACUCUUGAGCCACUGCCGGUUUUCAACAACCUGAUUCAGCUAACCGUUAAGACUGAUCGUCUUGUGGGAUGGGAAUCAUUGACGGCUCUACUCAAGAACAGUCCAAACCUAGAAACCCUUGUCUUUGAAGGACUUCUCCACAGAUAUGAUAUGAAAUGUCAAAGCAGUGACGAGUGCCUGUGCAAACCUUGGGAGGAGGAGAACAUUCCCACUUGUCUAUCAUUAAGUCCUGUGAAGGUCUUAAAGAUAAUGAAGUUUGGAGAUAUCGAUGAAGAUGAGGACAUGGACAAAAUGAUGGAUCAAGUCGAGUACUUCCUUGAGACAAUGCCUAAUCUUGAACAACUCAUAAUUCACUACGAAACAUCAAUUGACGAAGAUGUGGAGGAAGUAUUAAGCCAAUUUCAGAUGGUUCCUAGAGAAGGUUUAACCGAGUGCAGAAUUCAAGUAAUCUCUGACAAUCUUGUCUUGUCCUCUAUUUAAAGCAUGUUCCCUUUUCAUCGGCGAAAUGGACUUCGUAUGUUGGAAGAA